This is a messenger RNA of Phycomyces blakesleeanus NRRL 1555(-), 1110 nucleotides long. RefSeq names its product Cdk-PSTAIRE. The transcript has a single exon. The coding region runs from base 1 to 909 and encodes 302 amino acids. Gene Ontology annotation, molecular function: cyclin-dependent protein serine/threonine kinase activity; ATP binding. NCBI's taxonomy places the organism in Eukaryota, Fungi, Mucoromycota, Mucoromycetes, Mucorales, Phycomycetaceae. Gene Ontology annotation, cellular component: nucleus; cytoplasm. Gene Ontology annotation, biological process: protein phosphorylation. The record is from RefSeq and is a predicted model, not a curated record.
AUGUCUGCCGCCAACGGAACAUCUGAUCAACGGUACACGCGUUUAGAGAAACUAGGCGAGGGCACAUAUGCUACAGUGUUUAAGGGGAAGAGUCGUCUUGGAGGAGAGAUAGUCGCACUCAAGGAGAUUCAUUUAGAUGCAGAGGAAGGUGCUCCAUCCACUGCUAUCCGCGAGAUCUCUUUGAUGAAAGAAUUGAAACAUCGUAAUAUUGUCCGCCUCCAGGACGUUAUCCAUACAGAGAACAAGCUCACUCUCGUCUUUGAAUUUAUGGACCAGGACCUGAAAAAGUUUAUGGAUGUCACCGCACGAUCUAGUCAUGGUGCACUCGAAACACCUAUGAUCAAGUCAUUCAUGUACCAACUGCUACAGGGUAUUGCUUACUGCCAUGAGAACAGAGUGUUGCAUCGUGAUUUGAAACCCCAGAACUUGCUUAUUAACAAGCGAGGAGAACUCAAGUUGGGUGAUUUUGGUCUUGCACGUGCCUUUGGCAUUCCCGUAAACACCUUCUCCAACGAAGUUGUCACGCUUUGGUAUCGUGCACCCGAUGUCCUGUUAGGUUCACGAAUGUACUCAACUUCAAUCGAUAUCUGGUCAGCCGGCUGUAUUAUGGCUGAAAUGUACACCGGUAGACCCCUUUUCCCUGGAACUACCAACGAGGACCAACUCCAAAAGAUUUUUAGAGUGAUGGGUACUCCUACCGAACAAACAUGGCCAGGCGUCUCUCAGUUGCCAGAAUAUAAACCUGCUCAGGCUAUCUAUCCUCCGCAGCAUAUCACCCAGAUUUUGCCUACAUUGGAUCCAAUGGGACUUGAUCUCUUGAGUAGAAUGCUCCAAUACCAGCCCCAAAUGAGAAUCUCUGCAAAGGAUGCCCUUAGCCAUGUGUAUUUUAACGAUGUAGCUCGCUCCUAAUGGCUUAACUAUAAAAAAGAAGAAUAUCCAAACUUUGACUCUACAUAUUCACCUCAACACUUACCCCUCUCAAUCUCUCUAUUUCUCUCUAUCUGUUGAACUCAAUUUACUAUCUUUUAUAUAUGUCCAACAUAUAAGCACAAGCAUUCAUAAUGUAAACAGCCCACGUUUGCAUGGAUAAUAAACCUUUCUUUCUCUCUU